UUUUUGUUUUUGUUUUUGUUUGUGUUAUUGUAAGCUUUUGUACUACUAUAAAUUAAAGUGAACCACAUAAACAAACGGAGUAGCAAUAUCAAGUUACAAGUAGAAAAAAAAAACGUAAAAACAAACACAUACACACACAUACACACCCACAAGCACACACUCCGAAGACAUCAUAUUAACAAAGACAAACAAGAGGAAACAGAAUCAAGCAAAAUGGCCUCCGGCCAGAGCAACAACAACAGUCCCGACCCCCUGUACGAUCUGUCAUUGAUGGCCGUUGUCAACCGCCUGGACUGUAAAGUGCCGACGCUGGAGCGCAUCAGCAAGCUGCCAGAGCUACCGGACAAUCUGCUGAUCGAUGUUUACGAGCUGAUGUCCCAGCAAGCUGACCUUAAGGACACACUAUUGGAAGAGCUGUCUCAUCUAGAUAUAUUCCGUCGUCUGGUCCGCUACACAUCGGCCCGCGGCAAGCUGCUGCGCAUUGUGGCAGCUCUGAUGGCCAGCAACAAGGCGCUGCCGCGACGCCUCAGCGAUGCCUAUGUGGGUCGCUUUGCGCCGCCCGAUAUGGGAACAGACGAGAGUGAAUUGGCUGAAGCUAAACCAGCCGAAACGGGCACUGCUGCUCCAGCUACAGAUGCAGCUGUAGGUGGAGCCGAAACCACUGCCACAAUGGACGUAGUUGCUGUUGCAGCCAGUUGCCUGAAUUGCAUGACGCCUAAAGAGGAUCAAGCAGUGGCCGAAGCCGGAGCCUUGACCAUGGACGAAUUGCCCGAUGAGGAUGUCGGGGCCAUCGAUUUGGGCCUGCGCUUGGGCAGCUUCCUCUCCGAGGCGGGCUGGAUGCAGGAGAGCAUUGCGGUGCUCUCCUGUCUCAACGAAAGACUGAAGAGAAUGCAGACGUUUCAGGAUGGCAUAAUCACGCGUCUCGAUUGCCUGCAGCGCCUGCUCUACGCAGAGUCUUCACAUUGCAACUUCAAGCUCGCCCAGAAGACAUACGCCGAGCUGAUGGAGCUAAACGGCCUGCUGACUGACUCGGUGCCGGCGCCGCUAGUUGCGAUGGCCUACACCCAAAUCUCGUCCAUGUACUUUGCGCGCAACGAGUACAACAACAGUCACAUGUGGAGCGUGCAGGCCAUGCGCCACUUGGAGGCCUCAGCGCCCACACGUGUGGCGAUCGAUGUGCUGCGACAGGCGGCCAAGGCGUGCGUGGUGAAGCGCGACUUUGCGCGGGCCAAUUUGCUCAUCUGUCAGGCGGUGCGGCGGGCUCGUGAACACUUUGGCCCCAAUCAUCAGAAAUACGGCGAUGCACUGCUGGAUUACGGUUUCUUUUUGCUGAAUGUGGAUUCGGUAUUCCAAUCGGUUAACAUUUACAAGGAGGCGCUCGCCGUGCGCCGCGGCAUCUUUGGCAACAUGAACUUCCAUGUGGCCAUUGCCCAUGAGGAUCUGUCGUAUGCCUACUAUGUCCAUGAGUAUAGUACCGGUGACUUUAGCUGUGCCCAGGAGCACGUCGAUGAGGCGGUUAAGAUCAUGAAGAAUCUGGUGCCCAGCAAUCACUUAAUGCUGGCCUCAGCCAAGCGCGUGAAGGCGCUGCUGCUGGAGGAGAUUGCAUUGGACAAAAUUGCCGACGGCAUGGAUGAGGAGGGUCUGCUGCUGCAAUCGGAGGAGUUGCACAAUUUCGCAUUGCAAUUGUCGCUGGAGGUGUUCGGCGAGGUGAAUGUGCAGACGGCCAAGCACUAUGGAAAUCUGGGGCGGCUCUAUCAAACAAUGAAUCGCUUCGAGGAGGCGGAGCGUAUGCAUCAAAAGGCGAUCAGAAUUAAGACGGAUCUGCUCGGUCCGUAUGACUACGAGGUGGGCCUAUCCAUUGGCCAUCUUGCAUCGCUCUACAAUUAUCAAAUGAAGAAAUUCCGUCAGGCUGAGGACUUAUAUUUGCGCAGCAUCGACAUAAGUUUGCGUUUGUUCGGACGCACCUAUUCCGGGCUGGAGUAUGACUAUUUGGGCCUGUGCCAUGUCUAUGAGACCUUACACGAGUUUGAGAAGUAUUUGCGAUAUGCUCACAUUCUAGAAAACUGGCAGCAGCUGCGCGGUCAGAACAUCACACAGAACCAGUCCAGCUAUCCGGCCAUCGAGGUGGACUACACCAUUGAUCAGGUCAAGUCAAAGUUCUUCAGCAUGAAUAUCAAGCGUGUGCCCACUCCGCCAGAGCCCAAGAAUUGAGAUUCAACUGGAAGAUUAAGAAAACAUAAUGAGAUGGAUCAAAAUAUAUAUAUGAGAUUUGGG
Messenger RNA from Drosophila navojoa, 2274 nucleotides. It is a transcript of the gene Pat1, whose product is annotated as Protein interacting with APP tail-1. Gene Ontology annotation, cellular component: Cul2-RING ubiquitin ligase complex. Gene Ontology annotation, biological process: intracellular protein transport; proteasome-mediated ubiquitin-dependent protein catabolic process. NCBI's taxonomy places the organism in Eukaryota, Metazoa, Arthropoda, Insecta, Diptera, Drosophilidae. The record is from RefSeq and is a predicted model, not a curated record. Gene Ontology annotation, molecular function: protein binding; ubiquitin-like ligase-substrate adaptor activity.